Molecule: messenger RNA, 3054 nt
Organism: Necator americanus (New World hookworm)
Lineage: Eukaryota; Metazoa; Nematoda; Chromadorea; Rhabditida; Ancylostomatidae
Exons: 28
Coding region: 1-3054 (1017 amino acids)
Biological process (GO): respiratory electron transport chain; translation
Cellular component (GO): mitochondrion; translation release factor complex
Molecular function (GO): translation release factor activity; GTP binding; GTPase activity
Source: RefSeq, a predicted model, not a curated record
AUGUCGAGUGGUGGGUGGAAUGUGAAUGCGGCAGCAUUCGUACCCAAUGUGAACGCACGACCGUUUGUGCCCGGUCAGCCAUACAUUCCGUCGGAGCCUGUUCCACCACCAGCAUCAGCUCCUGCUGAACCUCCAGCAGAAGAAUGGGAUGCUGAAGUGCCGGAUGCUCCCGUAGAAGAAGUACAGCAAGAUGUGCCUGUUGUUGCUUCUGAACCUGAACCAGAAGUUAAGGCCGAACCUGUUGUAGACACAUUAGAAGAAGCUGUCGGUGAUGAAGAUAAGGAUGCUUCAGAAGCUAGUGACGCAAUAGCUCCUCUAGCAAAGAAGUUUGAACGUAUCGCAUAUGUUGACGAUGGAACACAUAAGGAGCAUGUCAAUAUGGUAUUUAUUGGACACGUCGAUGCGGGUAAAUCAACUAUUGGAGGGCAACUUAUGUAUCUUACUGGAAUGGUCGACAAGCGAACUCUGGAGAAAUAUGAACGAGAAGCGAAAGAAAAGGGUCGUGAGAGUUGGUAUUUGUCAUGGUGUAUGGACACCAACGAAGAAGAGCGGGAGAAAGGAAAAACGGUAGAAUGUGGUCGUGCAUAUUUCGAAACGGAGAAGAAACAUUUCACGAUUUUGGACGCACCCGGACACAAAAGUUUCGUGCCGAACAUGAUCAGUGGAGCAACACAAGCGGAUUUGGCUGUUCUGGUCAUUUCCGCACGUAAGGGAGAGUUUGAAACUGGAUUUGAUCGAGGAGGUCAAACGAGAGAACACGCUAUGUUGGUGAAAACAGCCGGUGUUCGUCAUUUAGUUAUUCUCGUUAACAAAAUGGAUGACCCAACUGUGAAAUGGGAUGAAGCUAGGUUCAACGAAAUCCAGGGAAAACUCACCCCAUACCUUCGUAAAUGUGGUUUUAAUCCGAAAACUGAUAUGACUUACAUUCCCGUUUCUGGACUGACUGGUGCUUUUAUUAAAGACAGGCCAAACUGCGACCAGGGAGGAUGGUAUAGCGGUCCGUGUUUCAUCGAUUACAUCGACAACCACCUUGUCUCAAUGACUCGUGACUAUAAUGGUCCUGUUCGAUGUAUUGUUGUUGAUAAGUUCUCUGAUAUGGGUACCCUAAUUAUUGGCAAAAUGGAGUCUGGUGUAGUCGUCAAAGGCCAGAAUUUGAUACUAAUGCCGAACAAACAAUCUGUGCAAGUGAUUCAAAUUUGGUCAGACGAUGUGGAGACUGAUCGCGUGGUUUCUGGAGAUAAUGUGAAGUUCAAAUUGAAAGGAAUUGAAGAGAACGAAAUUCAGUCUGGAUUUAUCAUUUGUUCGCCAGAUGCACUGUGUAAAGUUGGCCGCGUGUUCGACGCUGAGGUUGUUAUUUUGGAGCACAAAUCCAUCAUAGCUUCUGGAUAUACAUGUGUUCUUCAUAUUCAGUCAGCAGUGGAAGAGGUUGCUGUGAAGAUGGUUAUCUGUACCAUUGACAAGAAAACUGGCGUUAAGAAAAAGUCGAGAUUCGUUCGACAAGACGAGAAGUGCAUAAUGAGGCUUGAAAGCACGGAAGCGUUCUGUCUCGAACCCUUCAAGGAACUACCUCAGCUGGGUCGUUUCACGUUGCGUGAUGAGGGACGUACCAUUGCCAUUGGAAAGAAUGCGACAAUUCACCAAUCGAUAGUUCAUCGCGAGAAAUGGAUAGCUAACGCUUCUCGGAUGAACCAACGACAAGCUGUGAUCGCACUCUACAGACAGUUGUAUCAUUUGGGGAAAGACUAUCCAAGAGGAAAAGACUGGUUCCACCCUAGGUUGAAGGCUGCAUUUCUGAAGCAUAAAAAUGAAACUGAUCCGGAAAAGAUCGAAGCGUUGAUUAAUAGGGCGGAAUUUGUGGUGAAGGAAAUCGAAGCGCUCUACACCCUUCGGAAAUAUCGUGCGAUGAAAAGCAGAUAUUAUGAUGACAAAAAAAGCUCGAGAAACUUCGUUAUGAGGAAGACUAAGGGCUACUAUCAGAAAUGUUUGGAUGAAGGUAUUAAAAGAACUCCUGAAGUUUAUUUGGAGCUUGAAAAGCUUAGUGAUUGCUUGAAUGCUACCUUGCUUAUCGCUGGGAAAGUUGUGCUGUAUGGGACCGAAUUGCUUCGAUUCGCAUUGCCGCGCGAAAGUGGCUGUGAUGUUCUACCAUCAUUAAUGCGAUGCUUUAUCCAGCGACUUCCUCUAAACUACUCCAUGUUCUUUAUUGGCAGCUCUCCUUUUAUGAUAUCUAUCGAGCGUUCAAUUUCGACUAUCAAAAUUUCUAAAUACGAAGAAAACAGAGCGAUUGGACCAAUACUUGUUGUCUUACAGGUCAUUCUUGUCGCAUUUCUUGUCUUCAUACUUUACUACAAUACGGUUUUCUCGGAUAGAAUAAUCUAUUAUUGCUUGGCGACAAAAGCAGGGUCUCCAUGGUUUUCGUACUCCACAUUCGGUAUCCUUGCUAUCAUGCAAAUAUCAGCUGUGAUCAUUUUAUACGCACUAAAGCGCAUCAACGGCAGAGUCGCCGUUCAUCUGCAGAGUAACCCAGAUCUGCGAGCACGUUACGAUGUGAAUGAAAACUUGAGGACAAUAACAAUCGUGUUCCCAUUUUGUGCAGCAACGUGUAUUUGCACUAGUACCUUCUUUGCUGUUCUCAUUUGUGUCAUUGCUAACAGCAGUGCAUUCGACUAUCCGACGUUGUAUACGCUCAUUGAUGGAAGUCUCCUUCUACCGGAAUUCGCGCUUUCUGUGCCAGUUAUCAUUGAUCGAAUGAGCAAAAAAGUUGCAGAAGCGAAGCGAACCACCUUUCAACAUCAUAUGUCCACUACGAUUGACUGCGUAGGAAAUUCGUAUUUCUCCACAAUUGCAGAAUCUUGGGCAGUGAAGGAAGGACCGGAGAGAAGUGUUAAGAAAAUACAAUGUCGUUCCGUACUUCAUCGCCAACAAAUGACUUCACGAAACAUGCGGACUGAUGAAGGGAAGCCAGCAAGUGAAAGGAAUCGAGCAACUACUGCUCCGAACACCACUGAAGACCAAACAAGACCGAUUGUAUUCGAUGUUGUUAAAAUAUGCUUGUAA